Molecule: messenger RNA, 2167 nt
Organism: Danio rerio (zebrafish)
Lineage: Eukaryota; Metazoa; Chordata; Actinopteri; Cypriniformes; Danionidae
Gene: tgfbr1a
Product: transforming growth factor, beta receptor 1 a
Biological process (GO): cell surface receptor protein serine/threonine kinase signaling pathway
Cellular component (GO): cell surface; bicellular tight junction; membrane raft
Molecular function (GO): protein kinase activity; protein serine kinase activity; nucleotide binding
Source: RefSeq, marked provisional
GAAGAAAAAAACUGACCAGUCCUAAAGAAUGAGCUCCGCCGCGAUGGACGUAGCAUCGUUAACCAGCCGCUCGUUACUGCUGGCUUUACUAGUCCUCUCGGUGACCCAUGAGGCGCAAGGACUGCUGUGUUACUGUGAACGAUGUGUCAAUCGGUCGUGCAACACAACUGGACUGUGUUUUGCCGUCAUCGCUAAGUCUUCUGGACAGACCGUGACACAGGAGCAUCAGUGUAUUCAGCAGGAUGAUCUUUACCCCCGGGACAGGCCUUUCCAGUGCGCUCCUUCCAACAACGGGAAGCAUCCGUACUGCUGCAACACUCACAUGUGCAACAAGAACCCAAAAGUUAUCCCAGAGUUGCCUGAAGCUGAACCCCAGUCUAUGAGUCCCAUAGCCUUGGCCGCAAUGAUUGCUGUCCCCAUCUGUGUGCUGAGCUUUGUGCUGGUGCUGCUUUUCUACAUGUGCCAUAAUCGCUCAAUCAUCCACCAUCGUGUGCCAAGUGAAGAAGACCCUACUAUGGACCACCCAUUCCUUGCUGAUGGCACCACACUUAAGGACCUCAUCUAUGACAUGACCACCUCUGGAUCAGGCUCAGGUUUGCCUCUGCUAGUGCAACGGACCAUCGCCAGGACCAUCAUCCUCCAAGAGAGCAUUGGGAAGGGCCGUUUUGGAGAGGUGUGGAGAGGCCGCUGGCGUGGAGAGGAGGUGGCGGUGAAGAUAUUCUCCUCCAGAGAGGAGCGCUCUUGGUUCCGCGAGGCAGAAAUCUACCAGACUGUCAUGCUCCGUCAUGAGAACAUCCUGGGCUUUAUUGCUGCAGACAACAAAGAUAACGGAACAUGGACUCAGCUGUGGCUGGUAUCUGAUUACCAUGAGCACGGCUCUCUCUUUGACUACCUGAACAGGUACACGGUCACGGUGGAGGGCAUGAUCAAGCUGUCUCUGUCCACCGCCAGUGGUCUGGCUCAUCUGCAUAUGGAGAUUGUGGGUACUCAGGGUAAGCCUGCCAUUGCCCAUCGUGAUCUGAAAUCCAAAAACAUCUUAGUGAAGAAGAAUGGGACCUGCUGUAUCGCUGACCUUGGACUGGCUGUGCGCCACGACUCUGCCACAGACACCAUUGAUAUUGCACCCAAUCACAGAGUGGGCACAAAAAGGUAUAUGGCCCCUGAGGUGCUGGAUGACUCCAUUAACAUGAGGCACUUUGAGUCUUUUAAAAGGGCAGAUAUCUAUGCCUUGGGUCUGGUGUUUUGGGAGAUUGCUCGCAGGUGUUCAAUUGGAGGCAUCCAUGAGGACUACCAGCUUCCCUACUAUGACCUUGUACCAUCGGAUCCAUCAGUAGAGGACAUGAAGCGGGUAGUGUGUGACCAAAAGCUGCGUCCCAACAUCCCAAACAGGUGGCAGAGCUGCGAGGCUUUGCGUGUGAUGGCCAAGAUCAUGAGAGAAUGCUGGUACGCCAAUGGAGGCGCUCGUCUCACCGCGCUGAGAGUCAAGAAGUCACUGUCCCAGCUCAGUCAACAAGAGGGCAUCAAGAUAUAAAGGCAAACUCAUCAUCUUUCCACUGCCUGUCCGCUCGCUCCACACAUCCAGAGAGCUCAGCGAUAGAGCUUCAUCCUCUGAGGAGCUUUACCUCAAUCAGGGAUUCCGAAGGACCAGAUUUAAUUGGUGCUCUUCCCUGUUAAGGUUAGGAUUAGGAUUAGUCUAUGAAAAAAAUACAUGCAAAAUCACCUCAGACAACCUUUACUAGGAAUCAGUCACUCAUGCUUUAACCGGUGAGUGAAUAAAACAACUCAACCGACAGCCAUUCAGUGUCAUUUAUGUGAUUUGCAAGCUGGACUUGACUUAUUUCUGUAUAUAGCCUGAUGUCUAUAGAUGUACAUAUCUUGCUUACGUAUACUUGUUCGUUCGUGCAGUCACAGGUAGGCAGACACACAGGCAUACUGUGUGUGUGUGUGUGUGUGUGUGUGUGUGUGUGUGUGUGUAUAUAUGUUUAUUUUUAGUCCCAGAAAGUGCCACUGUUCUGAAUAACUCACAUUUGAUGAAAAAAGAAGUUUGUUAGUAUCAAGCACUUGUUUGCAAAGGAAAUCAGAAAAUGAUCAUGUUCUGCUAACAUUGACUCUGAAGUCUCGUCUCAUUACACAGAAGUAGUUUCAAUGCUAAAGUGAUAGCUCACCC